AUGAUGGCCAUGAACGCCAAGCAACCAUUCGCCAUGCACGCCCUGCAGGAGCCCAAGUUCUCCGGGCUGCACUCCGGCGCGGAGGCGAUGCGCAGGGUUUGCCUCCCGGCCCCGCAGCUGCAGGGCAAUAUAUUCGGGAGCUUCGAUGAGAGCCUGCUGGCCCGCGCCGAAGCUCUGGCCGCCGUCGACAUCGUCCCCCACGCCAAGGGCCACCACCACCACCCCCCGCCCCCCUUCAAGCCCGACGCCUCCUUCCCCGCCAUGAGCGGCGUCCCCUGCCCUGCCGCCCUCCCGCACCCGCACCUCGCCGCCCACCCGCACCCGCUCCCGCACCCGGCGCUGGACGGCGGCGACCUGCUGGACCACCUCUCGCCCUCGCUGGCCGUCGGGGGGCUGCCCGAGCCCACCGCCCUGCCCGCCCCGCUGCCGCCGCACCCCCUGGCCACCGCCGGCCCCUUGCCCGUGGGGGUGGGUCCCCCGGGGGGCCCGGCGCCCCCACCCGUCACCCCCGAGACCGAGGCGGACCCCCGGGAGCUGGAGGCCUUCGCCGAGCGCUUCAAGCAGCGGCGGGUGCGGCUGGGGGUGACCCAGGCAGACGUGGGGGCGGCCCUGGCGGCGCUGAAGCUGCCCGGGGUGGGCUCGCUCAGCCAGAGCACGAUCUGUCGCUUCGAGUCGCUGACCCUGUCGCACAACAACAUGUCGGCGCUGCGGCCGGUGCUGCAGGCCUGGCUGGAGGGGGCCGAGGCGGCCCAGCGCGACCGCACCGACGGCCCCGACCCGCUGCUGGCCGGCACCGAGCGCAAGCGCAAGCGGACCUCGAUCGCUGCCCCGGAGAAGCGCUCGCUGGAGGCGUACUUCGCCCUGCAGCCCCGGCCCUCCUCCGAGAAGAUCGCCGCCAUCGCCGAGAAGCUGGACCUCAAGAAGAACGUGGUGCGGGUCUGGUUCUGCAACCAGCGCCAGAAGCAGAAGCGCAUGAAGUACUCGGCCGUGCACUGA
Messenger RNA from Calypte anna (Anna's hummingbird), 996 nucleotides. RefSeq names its product POU class 4 homeobox 3 (gene POU4F3). The transcript is spliced from 2 exons. Gene Ontology annotation, molecular function: DNA-binding transcription factor activity, RNA polymerase II-specific; RNA polymerase II cis-regulatory region sequence-specific DNA binding. The coding region runs from base 1 to 996 and encodes 331 amino acids. The record is from RefSeq and is a predicted model, not a curated record. NCBI's taxonomy places the organism in Eukaryota, Metazoa, Chordata, Aves, Apodiformes, Trochilidae. Gene Ontology annotation, biological process: regulation of transcription by RNA polymerase II.